CUCACCGAUUUUGUUUACCAUCGCUUGAAAAUUUAUAGUACACUUAUCUUAAAAAAUUUAAAGUUUAGUUGCUUUAAUAGAUAAAACAAGAUUUAUAUCAUGUCUUUCCGAUUGUACAAAAAAUUGUCUGCCAUUGGGAUGGGUUCGUUAGGUGGAAUUUCACUUUAUUACUUCUUGAACACAAGUGAAUCUAAAUUAAAAAAAGUUCAUAAUUCGUGGACCACAAAUUAUACACCAUCAGUUAAAUGGGACUCCAAUUGGGAUCAUAGAGCAGCUACGAGCCUUUCGAAGCCUCUUUCUAAGGAUGCUACUCCUGAAAAAGAAAAUGCUUUCAAUGAGAAAUUGGAGAAAACAAAAUCGAAAGCCACUCGUCACUUAAUUAUGAUAAGACAUGGUCAAUAUAACUUGAACGGAGCUACUGAUACUGAACGAAUUCUUACCGACAUCGGUCGUCAUCAAGCAAAGCUCACUGGAAAGCGUUUGGCUGAAUUAAAAAUUCCGAUUGAUGAUGUUGUCAUUUCAACAAUGACUCGAGCUCAAGAAACAGGAAAAAUAAUAUUAAAGGAAUUAAGUGAUUCUAAAAUCGCUAUAAGUCAUGAUUCAUUAAUCGAAGAAGGAGCUCCAAUACCGCCAGAACCUAAAGUUGGUCAUUGGCGACCGGAACAAUCGCAGUUCUUCCAGGACGGAAGUAGAAUUGAAGCUGGUUUUCGUGCUCAUUUUCAUCGUGCGGAUCCAAAUCAAGAAAAAGAUUCUUACACGGUGCUUGUAUGUCAUGCAAAUGUAAUUCGUUAUUUCGUUUGUCGUGCUUUACAGUUUCCACCUGAAGCUUGGCUAAGAAUCUCACUUCACAAUGCAUCAAUCAGCUGGAUUACAAUUUAUCCUAAUGGAAGAGUCAUUUUACGUUCACUUGGCGAUGCGGGUCACAUGCCAUUGAAAUAUUUAAGCACUACUUGUUUUUCGUACACGGUACUAAGAAGAAAGUUAAGAAAAAAAGUUAAAUUUAAUAAAAAUAUCAAAAUGAAGAGCACAUUUCUACUGGUUCUUCUCAUUUUACCUACAAUCAUUUUAACAUUAGAAGGCAAUAAGAUCUUUGCACAUGCAAACGAGGAUGAAAUUGACGAAGAUUUAGUUGAUGUUGAAAAUGAGAACGAAGGUGAUAAUGAAGAUUCUGAAAGUGCUCUCGUUGGCGAUGAUGUGGAGCCCGAUGAAGAUAGUGAAAGUACAACGUCACCGGAUGCUAACACUCACCUUCUUUUCGUUCGACCACUCUACACACCAGGCUCACAACUUGAAUUACCUGGCGGUGUUCCAGUAGAAUUUCUCAUUGGUUUCCUCAACAAAGGCAAAAAUGAUUUUAUUAUUGAAACCGUUGAAGCUUCAUUCCGUUAUCCAAUGGACUUCAAUUAUUUCAUUCAAAAUUUCUCAGCUAUUGGCUAUAAUCGAGAAGUGAAGCCUGAUAGUGAAGCCACCGUACUUUAUUCGUUCCUUCCUUCGGAAUCAUUUGCUGGACGACCUUUCGGAUUGAACAUUGCAAUUAAUUAUCGCGAUUCAAAUGGUUCACCAUACACCGAAGCUGUGUUCAAUGAAACUGUUCUUAUUACUGAAGUUGAUGAAGGAUUCGAUGGCGAAACAUUCUUCCUUUACGUUUUCUUGGCAGCUAUCGUCAUUUUGUUAUUGGUUGUUGGACAACAAUUCCUUGGAUCAUUUGGAAAGAGAAAGCGUUCACAAACUGUUCGUAAGCAGGUCGAAACAGGAACAACAAAUAGCACUGAUAUCGAUUAUGAUUGGUUGCCAGCACAAACUUUAAGAAAUCUUCAAAAUUCACCAAAUGGAAAAGGAAAAAUUUCACCGAAACAAAGUCCUCGUCAACGUAAAGCAAAACGUGCUGCUGGUGAUGACUAAAUGACAUUCAAUCCUUGAGAUUCAUUCUAAAUGGUUUUUAAAUUACAUCAACAUGAUCAACAAAACUAAAUAAAAAAGAAAAUAAAAAUUUUAGACUGUGAAUUAAAUUUGAGUGAAAAUUUGGAAAUCUUUAAAAGAUUUUUCAUCACUCAACGAAUGUUCUGCGGAUUCAUAGUUUCAUAAACAAUAUCAUUUUCCUCCCCCACCAUCAUUAAUAAGUCACUCAAUUAACAACAUCAACAGCAACGCAGAACUGCAAUCAUUUUUGCAAGAAAAACAAAAUGUUUCAUCCUUCUUCUUAGCUAAGAAGACUUAAAAUAAAUUCUCAUAUGUUUGAAUGUAAAAUUGUUUUCUUAAGCAAAUAAAAAAACAAGAAAAAUUCA
Clunio marinus is the source of this 2285-nucleotide messenger RNA. The record is from the annotation of a GenBank genome assembly. NCBI's taxonomy places the organism in Eukaryota, Metazoa, Arthropoda, Insecta, Diptera, Chironomidae.